This is a messenger RNA of Carlito syrichta (Philippine tarsier), 3096 nucleotides long. RefSeq names its product polyamine modulated factor 1 binding protein 1 (gene PMFBP1). The coding region runs from base 37 to 2859 and encodes 940 amino acids. The record is from RefSeq and is a predicted model, not a curated record. NCBI's taxonomy places the organism in Eukaryota, Metazoa, Chordata, Mammalia, Primates, Tarsiidae. The transcript is spliced from 18 exons. Gene Ontology annotation, biological process: spermatogenesis.
AAGCAAGUUCAGGUGUUAGCAUUUGAGGAGACAGAGAUGGAGUUUGGGUCCAGUAAACAGUGUCAUCUGAGACAACUUCAGCAACUGAAGAAAAAAUUACUAGCCCUUCAGCAAGAACUGGAGUUCCGCACAGAGGAGUUGCAGACUUCAUACUGUUCUCUCCUGCAGUAUCAGUCCAUUCUAGAAAAGCAGACUUCCGACCUAGUUCUUCUCCACCAUCACUGCAAAAUGAAAGAAGAUGAGGUGAUUCUCUAUGAGGAGGAAAUGGGAAAUCAUGAUGAGAACACAGGGGAGAAGCUCCAUUUGGCACAGGAGCAACUUGCCUUGGCCGGGGACAAGAUUGUCUCCCUGGAAAGGAGCUUAAGCCUCUACAGGGAUAAAUACCAGACUUCCCUGAGCAACAUCGAGUUACUGGAAUGUCAAGUGAAGAUGCUGGAGGGAGAGCUUGGAGGGAUCAUCGGUCAGGAUCCUGAGAACAAGGGUGAUCAUUCAAAGGCGCGUAUAUACACUUCUUCCUGCAUGAUUCAAGAACAUCAAGAGACUUUGAAACGACUAUCUGAAGUCUGGCAAAAGGUCUCUGAACAGGAUGAUCUAAUCCAGGAACUUCGAAAUAAGCUAGCCUGCAGUAAUGCUUUGGUUCUGGAGCGUGAAGAGGCUUUGAUUAAAUUACGAGCAGACUUUGUUUCCUACACUGCCACCCACAGACACCCUCCUAGCUCCUCAGAAGAUUGUGAAGACAUCAAAAAGAUACUGAAGCACUUGCAGGAGCAGAAAGACAGCCAGUGCCUGCAUGUGGAGGAGUACCAGAACCUCGUGAAGGACCUGCGCAUGGAACUGGAGGCAGUGUCGGAACAGAAGAAAAACAUCAUGAAGGACAUGAUGAAGCUGGAGCUGGACCUGCAUGGGCUACGGGAAGAGACAUCCGCCCAUAUAGAGAGGAAGGAUAAGGAGGCCACCAUCCUGCAAUGCCGGCUGCAGGAGCUACAGCUGCAGUUCACUGAGAGCCAGAAGCUUGCUUUGAAGAAAGACAAGAUCCUCCAAGACAAAGAUGAGAUGCUGCACGAGCUAGAGAAGAAACUAACACAGGUUCAGGACAGCCUCACGAAGAAGGAGAAAGAGCUGGAGAAGCAGCAAUGCGUAACGACAGAACUGGAAAUGACCGUCAACGAAGCCAAGCAGGACAAGUCCAAGGAACAGUGUGAGACCCUGCGGGUUGAGGUCCAGAAGCUGAAAGACAGUCUCGAAGAGGCCAAACAGCAGCAGAGGCUGGCUGCCCAGCAAGGAGCCCAGUACAAAGAAGAGGCCCUGCUGGCAGGGAGCAACCUAGAGGAUGCCCAGAGGAAACUGCAAAGCUGUAUUUUCCAGGACAAGCAGAAGGCAGACACCAUCCAGGAACUACAGCGAGAUCUUCAGAAGCUGCAGAAGGAGUCCUUGAUUGCUGAGGAAACACAAGCAUCCAACAGGAGACGACUGGAGGAGCUGACAUCAGAACUCUCUGAGGCCCUGAGGAAGAUUGAAAAUUCAGACAAGGAAAAGAAACAGCUUCAGGAGACAGUGGCCGAGCAGGAUAUGAAAAUGAAUGACAUGCUGAAUCGCAUCAAACUUCUUCAACACCAGCACAGGGAGCAAGAAUCCAUCAAAAGCAAGUUGGAAGAUGAACUUCAGGAGACAACAAAACUGCUGGAAGAGAAACGGGAGCAGUUGAAAAGGAGCAAAGAACAGGAGAAGCUGGUAGAGGAAGAACUUGAAGCUCUGAGACAGGAAUUGAAAAGGAGAGAAAAGACGUUGAAGGAGAAUUCCAGAAAAUUGGAGGAAGAAAAUGAGAAUCUUCGAGCAGAGUUAAUGCAUCGUUCUACACAACUGGAAUCCUCUCUCAGCAAAUACAACACCUCCCAGAAAGUCAUCCAAGACCUGAAUAAAGAAAUAACCUUUCAGAAGGAGUCCUUAGUGAGCCUGCAGGCCCAGCUCGACAAGGCUGUGCAGAAAGAGAAGCAUUAUCUCCAGACCAUGGUCACUAAAGAAGCCUAUGAAGAGUUAUCCCGAAAGUCAGGCUCCUGCCAAGACCAACUGACACAGGCCCUGGAGAAGCUCAAUCAUGCGACCACGGAGGCAAAGAGCCUGCACCGAAGCCUGACCCAGGUCCAAGAGAAGAAAGCUCAGCUGGAAGAGGAAAUCAUCGCUUAUGAAGAAAGAAUGAAAAAACUCAACACGGAAUUGAGAAAACUGCAGGGCUUCCACCAGGAGAGUGAGCUAGAGGUGCACACCUUCGAUAAGAAGCUAGAGGAGAUGAGCUGCCAGGUGCUGCAGUGGCAGAAGCAGCACCAGGAUGACCUCAAGAUGCUGGCCGCUAAAGAAGAGCAGCUCAGAGAGUUCCAGAAGGAAAUGUCCGUUCUGAAGGAGAACCUCCUCGCCGACGAAAAGGAGCCCUGCUGCCUGCCCCAGAGGUCUGUGUCCAAAGACGCCUGCAGGCUCCACCGAGAGAAUGAUCAGAUCAUGUCCAACAUGGAGCAAUGGGCCAAAGAGCAGAAGAUUGCCAACGAGAAACUAGGAAACAAGCUCCGUGAACAGGUCAAAUACAUCGCCAAGUUGACUGGUGAAAAGGACCACCUCCAUAAUGUCAUGAUCCAUCUGCAGCAGGAAAACAAGAAGCUGAAGAACGAGAUAGAAGAGAAGAAGAUGAAAGCCGGGAACACGAGGCUAUGCGCCAAAGCCCUAGGCCCAAGCAGAACAGAGCCCACACAAAGGGGGAGGGUGUGUGGCACCUUGGGCUGGAAGGGAAUGCCCCAGGACCUGGGCCAAAGAAUGGACGUCACCAAGUACAUUGGGAUGCCCAACUAUUCAGGUUCCUCGUAUUCCUAGAAUUGGUGUCUUGCCCUGAGCAUCAUUUCCAUGCACGUUUCUCAGAGGACAGUGAGUUCCCAUCCCUCUCUCCUGACCUGGAUCAGCUCCUGUAGGAAUAUAUCAAGGGCCUAGCCUUUUCUGCAAGAUGCUAAUGUUUUGCUGAGUUUUUUCCACUUCCUGUAACGGGGUGAGCUUGUGAGCUUUGGAACUAUCCCACUAUCUCCAGGCCCAAGCUGUGAAAUAAAGACAUGAACA